This is a messenger RNA of Bactrocera oleae (olive fruit fly), 5322 nucleotides long. Its product is annotated as zinc finger protein 420. Gene Ontology annotation, molecular function: chromatin insulator sequence binding; zinc ion binding. The record is from RefSeq and is a predicted model, not a curated record. Gene Ontology annotation, cellular component: chromosome; nucleus. NCBI's taxonomy places the organism in Eukaryota, Metazoa, Arthropoda, Insecta, Diptera, Tephritidae. Gene Ontology annotation, biological process: regulation of transcription by RNA polymerase II.
UACGGUCUAGGGUGUGAAUUGUCAAAACCUAACAAAAUGCAAUGAGCUUGUCUCACCACAGCUAGCUCGCAAGGAGAAAUUUUAACAGUGACGUUCUCUUAAAGAAGCAUGUUAUUAUGCACCACUGCAAACCUUUUUCGCCUUUCACAACCACGCUUUAUGCAUUUUUCGCGCGCAUUUCAUAGUUUCCCAUCCAGGCGUAUACUCGCGUGCACUGAACGCAUGCCAUGCGAAUGUCGCACAACAAAAAACAGCUGACUUUAUCAGUCAUCAUGCAGUGAAUAAGAAAAAACAGAGACGCGUAAAAGUAAAUUUUUCUAAUUGCAUUCUUUGUGUGUUGUUUUUAGUGAAAACAAAAAAAAGUUUAAUACUAUUAGUUAAAAACUCAAAGUCAGCAUAUUUGUGUGUUAAGAAACGUAAAAACUUUAUUUGCGCAUAAGCGUUACACGCUAUGGAGCAGGUUGCACAUGUAGAAGCAUGCCGCCUGUGCGCGAAUUUUUUCGUGACCGGUGCUGAGGUCGAAUUUGUGCAUCUUUUCCAACCACUGGACGGACUUGAGGAGCAGCUGCAGUUUGCGCGCACCGAAUUGGGCAAUUGGCACGUACAGAUUUCGGACAGUGAUGGCUUGCCGCAGCGUAUUUGUGCCAAUUGUUUUACACAAUUUUGCAAUAUAUAUGCGUUUCGUCAGCAAUGUGCAUUGGCACAACAAAAAUUGUUGCAAUCAUUUGUGGGCGUUGGUCUGAACGCAGACAAUGCAACUACAGGCGAGGCUAAGCAACAACAGACAAGCACAAACGCUGAUUUGACCAGCGACAGUGAGCUGCUAAAUGGGCUGAAAAUCGAUGCACCAGUGACCAGCGCCGAAUUAAUGGCUAGUUUAGAUUGCUUACAAACGCCCACCACCAGUGCUGAUGUGAUCGCCAGCUUAGAUGGCAUGCAGCUGCCCGCUAGUGUGGCGGAGACGCUCUCCAUGCUCACACAGGAGCUGACUACAAUGCAAAAUGGCACACUGCUGGAUAAUAGCGCCAAUUCCAUAACCACGCACGCUAAUAUGGACACGAAGACGGCACAAACGAAUGUUUUGCAGUUUAACGCGACUACAACAACACAAAACAUAUACUAUACACAACAGACGCCAAUCACCACAGUCAGCGCAGACACAAACACGCCAGCGACUUUAGUGACGGCCAGCGCCAGCACGCCAAAGCAUGCUACAAAAUGCAGCAAAGUCAGUGAUAUUGAUUUGGAGGAUAUGCUACAGGGUAGCAUUAUACAGAAGAGCAACAAUACGUCCGCAGAUUUAAAGGCUGCAGCGCAAACUAACCGCACAGUGGCACAGCAGCCUUACGCCAGCUACGAUGAGCUGUUGGAAGAUGAUAUGGACCUUAUCUCAUGCUCCGAUCCCGAGGACACACACGAAAUGGACGAGCUCGAGGCCGAUAUGGACCCCACAACACAAACACGCAUCUCACGCAAUCCCUACGCCUGUCAAUACUGCUACUGCCCGAAUUCCGGCUCCAUUGAUCACCUGGUCUUCGAUAGCGCCGAUGCGCUUUCGCAGCAUUUCUUUGACGUGCACGAUCCCAAUUUGCCCUACACAUGUCCGUAUUGCCCGCAAAAGUAUAGCUCCGUCAAGCAACGCGACUAUCAUGUGCGGCUCAUACACCCGACCGCUGCCAAAUCCGAACACUGCAAUUACUGCAAAAAGACGCUACGCUCGCCAAAGGAAUUGCAUGAGUUCAACUGUCAAUAUGUAAGCAAUUGGCAAUGCGAUACGUGCGAUGAACGCUUUCUGCAAGUGCCAUUGGGGCGUUUUCGCACACAUCAGCGUCAUCACGCCGCCAGCAAAUUUAAAUGUCGCGAUUGUGCGCGUGUGUUUGUACGACGCGCCAAUUUGGAAGCGCAUGAACGCAUGCACCGGCCGUCAGGCCAGCACACCAUACAGUGUGAUCAGUGUAAAGAAGUUUUCUCCAACGAUUACGAGCUGCGCCGCCACAAGUAUCAGGCGCAUCAUGGCGCUUUGCCAGUGCGUUGCGCCUACUGUCACAAGGGUUUCGUCAGCAUGGCCUUUCUCAGUCGGCACACGCAACACUUCCACCCGGAUAAGUUGAACCAUACCAAUUUCGCGUCCGCCACCUGCAGUAAUUGCGGCUGCGCCUUCAGCUCGAUACACAAAUUACGCUUGCAUUUGCAGCGACCGCGUGACGAGAAUGGUCGCUGCAUUGAGCUGGUGCGUGAAGUUGCACCGUAUCAGGAGCGUGCACGCCAAAUGCGUCGACCGCGUCUACACUCCUGCCAUCACUGCAAUAAGCGUUUCUCUACGCGUGCCACGCUCGAAAAACACAUGAGCAUGCACGAGGCCGUCACGUAUGGCUGCAACGAAUGCACGACCACCUUCGCAAAUGCCAACGAGCUGAAGCAGCACGUCAUGCAGUUGCAUGUGAAGCCGCGCUACCUCAAAUGUGAACACUGCGACAAGCGCUUUUGCUAUAUGCGCGAAUUGCAACAACACCAGAAAGUGCAUGUUGCCGCAUUCGAGGACAAAACGCUGCACUGCCCCGUCUACAAGUGUGGCUUUGUGGCCUCGUGCGCGCAGGAGGCGCACGAUCAUGCCAUACUCAAGCACAAGCUCGUCGCCUGCGAGUACUGCGAUGGUCUAUUUGCGCGCAAUCGACUCUCAGUUCAUCUACGCGCCGUGCAUGCCGUCGAAAUUGCUGUGUCUGAAUCGAAUAACAACAACAACAAUCAGUGUAGUUUAGGCAACACGUUGACGGCGCAAAACGAAGACUCUUUGGCCGUGGCAAGCAUACUCAACAACACCAGUAACCUGGGCAAUGAUAACGACAUUAUGGUGUCAUUCGAAGACAGCGCCAACAGUGGCGGCGAGAAGGUGCGCGUGGAGUUGGUGCAGCAGCAUACGCCAAGUAUUAGCAGUUUAGUGUUGCAAGAGCAGACGUCCAACACUUUUAAACCACUCAUUCCAACGGCCGAUGACAUGGAGCAGAAUUUCCUAAUGAAUAAUUUGCUGGAUCCGGAUCAUGAAAUCAUAGUCACAUGAUAGACUGCAGAUGAACUAUUUCUAUAUAUAUAGUUGCGACAGUUAAUUUGAAAACAAAAAGAAUUUUUGCAAUUUUGUAUUGGCUGCGACUUCAAAAACAAAAAUCAGUGUGACCUAAAAGUGAAUAUCUCAUAGAAUUAUAACAUAAAAUAGUUUCUUUUGACUAUUCGAUAUUAAAAAUUGUUUGAAAAUAUGUUUAGUUAUCCAAAGAAUUUAUUUUAACUGUUGUUAUUUACAGCUUAAAAAACAACUAUUGAAUUAAAAAAAUUGAUGAAUUGCGCAUAAUGCAUUUUAAUAAUGUAAUUUUCGUAAGUCUAGUAAUAGAAUAAAAGCAUGUUAAAAAAACGCUUAAAAGAAAAAUAUUAUUUACGAAAAAACUAAAAAAAUAUUAUACGAGAAAACUAUUUCUAACGUUCUUUAACUACAAAGGCAGCACAUUAAAUCACAACUUCACAUGAAAAGUAAGCGAUUAAAAACAGUAUUUCAAUUAAAAAUAAAACGCUUAUUUAGUUAAAAAAAAUUUAACUAAAGUAUUGGCAAUGUUUUUCAAGCAAGACACAAUUUAAACGCAAAGAAAAUGUGUUAAAAUUAGUAAAUAAUUUGAAUAAAUAGCGCUACAUACAAAAAUAUUAUUAAUUUUGAGAUUUUAAGCAUAAAAAAUGCAUGUUCAAAAAUUCGAACACAAUUCGAAAAUUUAUAUUUGCCGCUAAAAUAUUAAAAUAGGCUGCUAGCAAUUGUAUAAACAAGUUUUUUGACAUAUAUAAUACAUUUAAAUGAAUUUCGAAUAUGCGUAAAAUAACUAAAAAGUAGAAAAAAAGUAUGCAUUUAAUAAUUGUAUAUGUAACUGCGAAAUAUUACCUAUAUAUAGCGGGCUGCAGACAUUACUUUAUGGCAAAGAGUAAAUGUUUUUGAAAAAUUAAAACAGGUUUUUAAAACAAAAAAAACCUAUUAAAAACACUAUUUUUUAGCAGCUAAAAAUAAAAGUAGCUUAAAAAUGAAAAAUUUUUAUUGCUCAUGUAUGUUUUUGUUAUUAAUAAGAAUUUAAUUUGAAAUAUUCGUAAUCAAAAUCAUGAUAAAAAUUACAUAUUUUUUUUAUUUAAUUUUUAAUUUAUUUGCAACGAAACAAAUUUGCGCAAAAAUAAAAUGUUACCAGUUUUAUUUAAGCAAAUAAAUAUUAUGUUAUUUUUUAUAAAAAUAUGCUAACAAUUUGGUCAUGAUUUUAUUUUCAAAAAUAUUAACGUAUUUAGUUAUGAAGGCUUAAAUUAUGCUACCAAUUUGGCAAUAUUAUAAAGUUCAGAUAUAUUUAUGUGUUUAGUUAUGAAGGCUGUUAGCUAGUAAUUUAAGUUUUUUUAUAUGAAUAUUGUAAACAUAGUGAGUUUUAUUAGUAAACAUGUUCAACUAUUUUAAUUUUUAAGUUAUUUUCGUAAAAAAUUACAUUUUUUAAUUACUUAAGUAUUGGUUUAGAGCGAAAACUCUUUUACAAAUCAAGAAAAGGCAAAUACUCAAUAAGUGGAACUUUUUGACAAGAUAUUUUUAUUUCGAACUUUCUAACAUAGCUGUAAAAUUUAACUGUAUUGUAUAGUUGGCUUUAAAAUAGACCUACAAACUUAAACUAACGCUCUUUUAAGCAUUCGAAAUUAACUUCGAAAAUUCGAACUUGAACAUUUUGCGUUUACUUUAGUUUUUCGUGCAAAAGCGCAGUUUUUCGUAACCCAUUUUAGUGAAAAUGUGUCAAAAGUUAUUAUAAAAUUGUAUAAACACGUGAAGUUUUGUAGUUUAUAUGCCUUUUUCAUUGCUAUGCUUCAAUAACGAGUUUGGUUUUUCUUAUAAAACAUCAUAUAUAUGUGUGUGUAUGCAUCGUAUAUUAUAAUAAAUAUAUAAACUAAGCUCGCACCUGCUAUGUAGUGUAUAUUAUUCUUUUUUUUUUAUUGUAUCAACACCAUUAUGUGAAUUUAAGAUAUUUUACAAAAUAUGUAUAAUUUUUACUUUUGUAGUUUUUAUUAGCUUUUUGCAUUCCAUGGCUUAAACAUGGCCCUUAAUUGUAAGUCGAUGCAUUGAAAUUAUAUUAAAAAUUAGUAGAAAGUCGAAAUUAUAAACAUUUAUGUAUGUAUACAUAUGAAGUAGUUGUAGUUGUAGCGAUUCUCAUCUAUAGACAUACAAAAAUUGGCCCAUAAACAUAUACACUCAUGCAUAACCACGCCUAACUGUACUCAUAUUUAAAGUUAAAAAAACAAGCCUGAAGCUAAAAUUUACAAAUAUUCGUA